Messenger RNA from Chelonoidis abingdonii (Abingdon island giant tortoise), 3421 nucleotides. NCBI's taxonomy places the organism in Eukaryota, Metazoa, Chordata, Testudines, Testudinidae. The record is from RefSeq and is a predicted model, not a curated record.
AUGGAGAAUAACUGGCUACGUGGUAGUACCACUGAAAAGGACCUGGGGGCUAUAGUGGAUCUGGGGGCUAUAGUGGAUCAUGUCACUGCCAGAGGAUUUGGUCCAUUGUUACAGUUUGCCUACACUGCUAAGCUGUUACUCAGCAGAGAAAACAUCCAGGAAGUCAUCCACUGUGCUGAAUUCCUGCGCAUGCACAACCUGGAGGACUCCUGCUUCAGCUUCCUUCAGACUCAGCUGCUGAACAAUGAAGAUGGCCUGUUCCUGUGCAAAAAGGAUACCACCUGCCAGAGAAUGCACGAUGAAGAGAACUCUGAUGGAGAAGAGGAGGAAACUAUGGAAUCAGAGACUUCAAAGAUAUCCUGCCCAAGGGAAAGAAUGUAUCAGGAACCCUUUAACUUUGAAUCCACUGGUUCUGGAGCAGACAAGGAAGAAGGGAUGCUGCCUGACUCUGACAUGCUGAGAGAUAGCAAGGACAGUUUGGACAAAGAUGCAGUAACACGGUACCCAAGAUAUAAGAAAUAUCAGCUUGCUUGUACCAAGAAUGUCCACAACACAUCACACAUCAGUACCUCAGGUUUUGCAAGCACAUUCAGUGAAGAGAGUUCUGGAAAUGGCCUCAAAUCAAGACUUGCUGUGGGGCAGAUAAAAAGUGAGCCUCAGAAUGAGGAAAACGAUGAAGAAAGCAUCACGCUUUGCCUGUCUGGAGAUGAACCUGACAUUAGGGAUAAAGAAGGGGAUGUCGAAAUGGACAGAAAACAGCCAAGUCCCCCUUGUAUUGACAGGUCUAAAAGUGUGUCCUCUCCUUCCUGCUUAAGGUCUUUCUUCAACAGAACAAAAAGCGUAGAUUUGGUUGGCUUCCCCAGUACUUCCCAACAGCACUUUGCCAGGAGUCCAGCAUGCCCUUUUGACAAAGGGACAACUCAGGGUGACCAGAAAACUGACUACAGCCCUUUCACAGGGAAUUAUGGACAGUCUCAUGCCAUUCAGAAGGAUACUUCCAACUUCACAAUGGGAUCGCCACUCAGAGGGCCUGGUUUUGAAGCACUCUGUAAACAGGAAGGUGAACUGGACAGGAGGAGUGUUAUAUUCUCUUCAAAUGCUUGUGACCAAGUAAACACUUCAGUGCAUUCAUAUUCUGGUGUGAGCAGCUUGGACAAAGACCUCACUGAGACUGUGCCAAAGGGUCUGUGGGCUGGAGGCAGCCAAUCCCUUCCUAGUUCACAGACCUAUUCCCACAGUGGACUGACAGCUGAUCACUUGCCAGGAAGGAUGCGGCCUAACACCAGCUGCCCGGUGCCAAUUAAAGUUUGCCCUCGCUCUCCUCCUUUGGAAACCAGAACCAGGACCUCUAGCUCAUGUUCCUCCUACUCAUAUGCAGAGGAUGGCAGUGUUGGUUCUCCCUGUAGCCUCCCUCUGUGUGAGUUUUCAUCUUCCCCCUGUUCCCAAGGAGCUCGAUUCCUGGCCCCUGAACAUCAGGAGCCAGGCAUGAUGGGAGAUGGAAUGUACAACCAAGUCAGACCCCAGAUUAAAUGUGAGCCAUCCUAUGGAACAAACUCCAGUGAUGAGUCUGGGUCGUUCUCAGAAGCAGACAGUGAAUCAUGUCCUGUGCAAGACAGAGGACAUGAGGUGAAGCUUCCUUUUCCUGUAGAUCAAAUCACAGAUCUUCCACGGAAUGAUUUCCAGAUGAUGAUAAAGAUGCACAAGUUAACCUCAGAACAGUUAGAGUUCAUCCAUGAUGUUCGCCGGCGCAGUAAGAACCGGAUUGCAGCUCAGCGCUGCCGCAAAAGAAAACUGGACUGUAUUCAGAACUUAGAAUGUGAAAUCCGCAAAUUGGUGUGUGAGAAAGAGAAGUUACUGUCUGAAAGGAACCAGCUGAAAGCAUGCAUGGGAGAAUUGUUAGAUAACUUCUCAUGUCUUUCCCAAGAAGUGUGUAGGGAUAUACAGACCCCUGAACAGAUCCAAGCCCUGCACCGAUAUUGCCCUGUUCUCAGGCCUAUGGAUCUACCAACACCCACCAAUAUCAACCCUUCACCAGCUGGAGUAGAGCAAAACCUAGUGACAUCCCAGUGUGUUGGAGAAGGCAUGCAGUGCUGCUCAGAGCAAGACUCUGUGCAACUAGGAGCUCACUGGCUACCUAACAACGUCUCAGAAAAUUGUACAGACGGAAGAGGGCUUGAUGGAGCUGCCCAAGGUACUUACUCAGAAAGAGAGCUCCCUCUAGAACAGAGUAGCCAAACAGUGACAGUAGACUUCUGUCAGGAAAUGACUGAUAAAUGUACAACAGAUGAGCAGCCUAGGAAAGAUUACACCUAGUGACUUGUAACCUUACAUUACACCUGGUCAGGUGUUCUUCAGUCAGCCAGUGGCAGUAUUCAUUUGUUGUCUAGAACGUAUUUGGUGCACACUACAGUGGUCUUAGCAGCAAUACUGUUUUUAAGUAUUCCCUCCUCUCUACAAGCAGGAGUUACCUUCACAAUGGUGCUAUCCCUUGCUCAGGCAGGGAAUUAAACAGUGGCAACACUGUCUGUUUUUGUAUGUUAAUUUCAAUGUUAACAGGGAUGGACAUAACACCUCUGAGGACCCAACUGCAGCUUUUUUCUCAGUGACCCAUGUCACAAAACCCUAACUCAGGAAUUUCCUCUGAAUGUUCAAUUUUUCAUUGAAGACAGCUUCUUUACACAUCAAAGUUUUAUAGCUAAACUGUACAUAUUAUAUAUAAUAUAUAUAAAAUAUAUAUCUCGAUAUGCAAAAGUCCCUGCAUGCCUCAAUUUUUCUCAUCCUACAACUGGAAACUUUCAUUUAUAUUGUAUAAACAAGUUCCAACAUUCCUUUUUUGUCUUUAAUGCUAGAACUAGUUUGGUAACUUGUUACAUGAUUUUUUUUUCUUGGUUCACAGUUCAGCAGUAUCAUUCAGUUUGUACUUAUUUAUAAAAUUUUAAUGUUGGAAGCUUAUCUGAGAUUUUUAUUAUAGCCAGGUUUUUGUUUUUUGGCACAGCCAUUUUGUGCCAUUUGAGCAAUGUGGAUUUAUUUUAUUUUCUUGCAGAUACUGUACAGUAAUGGUCAACUUUGCCACUUGCACUGAGUUUCUGGUAAAACCUCUUUUCAUAAUGAAGUUGUGACUUCAGUAUAACUUGAGUAUACUGUAUUCUUUGCUUUAUAGUUGAAAGAAAAUUAUAAAGCUUUAGCUAAUAGAAAAAACACUCAGGAGAUGAUUAUGUAGGAAGAACAAUCUUGCCAAAUACUGAAUUCACCAUAUAAUGUGUAAAAGAAAAUCUGCUUGAAUAUUUUUAUAGUCUUUUCUUUCCAAAACAAAGUUUAAAUGUUGUUAAUUAUGCUUUUGGACUGUAUGGUAAGAUGUAUUUUGCUCUUUAAUAAAAUAUAAAAAGUGGAUCAGUCUAGCAUAUGUUCCUAAAUUGGGGUC